AUUUCGUAUAAUCCUACUAUUUUCUUCUUACAGCUCUUUUUGUGCUUGGUUUUUUGAAGUUACAUAUAUGCUCGUUAGUUUUCUGAAUGUUUUCGUACAAGAAAAAAAAAUGUUGGUAUUUGGGCAUCUACCUUCUAUCCGCCAUUCACCCCAUUUUAGUUAAAUUUGCAUGAUCACUGUUCCUUUUCCAGGAAAAAUCUGUUAUGGGUGGGUGGUCUUUUCCCUCCGUUGCCUUCCUCUGUUUGCAUAGACAAAAAAAAAAAAAAAAAAUCACUAAUUUGAAUGUUUACAACGGCAGCAUAUUUUAUUCUGCUAAUUUCCUUGCUGAAAAUGCUCAUGUAGCUAGCUCGAACUGUGUUCCUUUUGUUGUCACUUUAUGCACUCUGAUUUAGUGGGGUUCGCAUUCUGAUCAAGAUUAUUAUGCUCAGACUUGAUCACAAACUAUUAAGACUAGGCUUUACGUUGAUCUCUCUAAACAUAAAGAACCAUUUGGAUUGAAAGAAUAAUGCUUCAAACUGGUGUAGAGCAUACAAAAUGGGCUUCAGUCACUAUCAAACUGUUUCCUUGCUCUGCUGAUGUAGCAAAUCAGAAGACACAACUUGUAUUUUUCUGCAGAAGCUUAGCAAUGACAAACUAUAAAUGAUACUAGUUAUGUUUAUGUCUUAAUUAGUUCUUCAUCUGAGAUGUUCCCUCUUCUAAAACUGGUUAGAAACAAUUUUUUUUUUUUUGUUUUGGUCUUAGCCCUACUUGAUUCUAGCUUUUGUCUAUUGAGUUGUGUAAAAUUUCAAUCACUUGGGGGAAACGAUCUUGCUAUAAACCAUAUGAAUGGGAACUGAAAGUUUAGCAUUAGGUAUAAAAAUUGAAAUCAUCAUAUCCAACGAUAACUCACUCUUGAUAUGCCCAUUGUUAAUUAUGAGGGAUUUGAUUUAUCUUAAUAAACUUUAUUUUUAUUUUACUUUUAAACUUGCAACUUCAAGUACUUUUUGUUUGUGUUUGACAUAGAUAGACGAGUAGGAGAUUGAUGCAUUAGAUUUAAUAAACCUCCCUAUUUAUAAUAGUGUUCUAAACAUGGCCCAAUAUGAAACACUUGACAUGAGUACUAUGAUACAAAAUUCCCCUUUUGGUACAUUAUCAUUUGAUUUGUAAGUACAAAACCACACAGUUUUGAAAUUUGAGACUAUAUUUGGUUGCGUGUAACUCUAUACUAUUGCCUGAAAUAUCAUUGUUUGAAAGCUUUAGUACUGAAGAUUAUGAGGAUAUAACAAGAUGGCCGGAGGUUUUUCUCUCACACCCUCUGCCUUCUUGUUUUGUAUGCCUCUUGCUCUUGGAAUUUGGUAUCAUAAAUGUAUGGUUAUGUUUGCACAUAUUAUAGUGCGAAAGUUAAUGGCAGCCAACCGGAUAUGUCCAUUUAUUUGGGAUUUAGAUGGAACACAAACCUCAAUGCCAGGACAUGUGGGGAACAUAUGAAACUAUUCAUGACCAAACACGGCCGUUGGUUUUAUUGGUGUCCACUUGGCCAGCACCAUGGAAGAUGUUGUAUUUGGGUUGAUGAAUAUCACCUGGAAGAUGUUUCGCAGGAACAUCAUAGGAGUUGUAUUUGGGCUGACGAAUAUGAUGACUCGGAAGAAGUUUUGCAGGACCAUCAUAAUAGGAGAUGUAUUUCGGCUGUAAGGGUUGAUGAAUAUAACCCGGAAGAUGUUUUGCAGGACCAUCGGAGGACUUGGGGAGCUGAUGAACAUAAUCCGGAGGAGCUCUGGCAAAGAGCACAAGUUGGAUGGCAAGCGACGGUGGCGGAUAAGACACAUUGGUUGGAUUUGUUUGGCUGCUGUGGUUGUGGUGUUGUCAUGGGGCUGUUGUUGCUUAUUGUAUUUAUGCUAUUUGUUAUUAUUGUGUAAGAACGGGUAAUUGGCUAUUAUUAUUGCGUUAUUUUUCAGUUAUG
Messenger RNA from Corylus avellana, 1939 nucleotides. Lineage: Eukaryota; Viridiplantae; Streptophyta; Magnoliopsida; Fagales; Betulaceae. The record is from RefSeq and is a predicted model, not a curated record.